CUGAAACUGAGAGAGAGAGGAGAGGAGAAUGGCUCUGAGCACUGAGCAAGCUCUGGCACUGCUACUGAUCUUAAACAGCGCUCACCUCACAGCAGCAGGUUGCUCUGCACCAGACUGUGUUGCUGUCUCUGGCUCAGCUGAGGAGAGAGCAGUGCUGCCCUGUUCUUACACCCCCACCCCUAGGCAGGAUGUAGAAGUCAGAUGGCAUGCAUAUCCAGAUCAGGGAGGACCUGUUGUAUUAAUCAACUCAAAGACCCCCUCAGCAAACAUCCCUGCGCAGUGGAGCGGCCGAGUGAAGCUGUCUGAUGAAGUCUCCUCUGGAAACGCCUCUCUGCUAAUCUCUGAGCUCAGACUGGAGGACACUCGGUAUUACACGUGUACAGUGGGGAUCAAUGGGAUAUGUGUCACUCACAGGAAUGUUAAACUGACAGUUCAAGGACCUCCAAAGAGAGAUUCAACUACUUCAAGAACAACAACGACCACAACCCCGACAUCUAGACCAUCAGCAACCCCGACAACUAGACCAUCAGCUACCCCGACAACUAGACCAUCAGCAACCCCGACAACUAGACCAUCAGCAGCACAUCCUUCCCAACACAGUGCUGCCGCUAUCCUCUCUGCAGAAGCUCCAAAGAGAGAUUUAACUACUUCAGGAACUACAAUGACAACUCCCGCUAUCCUCUCUGCAGUAGCCGUCUCUGUUGUCAUCGGCAUCAUAGGUGCUGCAGUCUUUGUCAUUUUAAAGUACAAAAGGAGAGCAGCGAAUGCUAAUGGGAAUAACCAGAAUGCUGGAGAUCACAAUGCGAUCUCAGACUUGCUUACCUACGCUGUAAUCGAUCACACGAGACAGCUGGGAGGAGCCCCAGUCCGGUCAGGGGUCAGUGCUGUGGACAAUACGGAGUACGCCACUGUCCGGAUCCACUGAUAGGACACGUCUCACCCAGCCACCAGGGAUACAAGAGAGCUUCAACAACAAGAUGAACCAAGGACUUGACUGACAUUGAUUUACUGCAGCGCUUCAAUGAAUCAUACCAACUCUGAUGAGAACAAUAAACACAGCGAGCCACUAACAAGCAAACACCUGACAUUCUUAAUUCGAUCUGAACCAUUUCAUGGCCACUGCUAAUAGAACGCUGUGGCCAUGUUUGCAAAGCAUUUCCUCCUGUUUUUGGAAAGUAUAUAAUUCCAUGUUAAAAGGGUUUUAAAUCUUACCUGUUCAUUCGCUAUGCAGGUCACACGUGUAGUUUUGAAAGAAGCACAUGUUAUAUAACAAGCAUGCUUUUUCCUUUUUUUAAAUGUUAUCAUACUGGUACCAUACAGUCGUGUGCAAAUGUAUUAGAACACCAAGAUGUGUAAUUGAUAUCCUUCAUAUACGUACCUGCAUGAAAACCUCUGGGGGUGAGAAUUUCAAUUUUCAAUCAGUAAUCGAUGAUACAGAAACAAUAGACACUCAUGUGUGAAAAUGUUAGACCGCUUUGUGCUUCAAUUAGGCAUCUUAAACAACUUCUAAAAAGUGUCCUGCAUUUUAUCAUUUGCAGCUGUGUGUUCCUUUUCUCUUACUAUGUAAUUAAUUGCAUGUGUUGCCUAUUAAAGGCAUCAAUUAAAUUAGAAAAUCACUGUCCGUUUUGACAUUUUCCAGUGGUUUGAUUUCCUAUGCACAACCAAUCCACACAGCAGAAGCAAUGGGGUGUUGUAAUGCAGGUGCGCACUGCUGUACUAGUUUGCAUGCCUUACUUUGAUAACACACACACCAGUCCCAAGCUGAGCUCCUGCAGGUGGUGUGAUCCCAGCCUCAAAGAAGAGAAGCCAGUCCUCCUCAUUGCAGUGUUCAUCCACAUUGUUAACGAGAGCCUUUACAGCAGGAGAUCGCUCACCAGCACAGAGAUGCGUCAUGAAAGAGGCCCCAGGGGCUCUGCUUCAUGACUGCAAGCCCUUGAAUGCAUGCGCGUGUAGCAGGGAGGGAGUAGGGGGGGGUUAGGUAAGCAGUUGAAUUCAGGUCCCGAGCCUCCCUUCCUUUUGCACCUGCUCUGAGACAGGCUGCUGUGUGUAAAACUUGACCGCUCUGCUGGAUUGGGGAGUAAAGCAAUACUUCCACAUUCAAACUCAUUUGAUUAGAUUGUAUAGGCCUGUGUUCAUCUAUUUCACUUUGAACAAACACUUGUGCUUGCUAAGGUUUGCUAGCUGUCUUCUCUCAUCCUUGUGGCAGCUGUGAUGUACCUUUAAUGCUUAUCUCCUCAGACCAUGUGGAAUAUUAAUAAACAUCGCCAUCGCUGCUUUGAA
This is a messenger RNA of Acipenser ruthenus (sterlet), 2280 nucleotides long. RefSeq names its product mucin-2-like. NCBI's taxonomy places the organism in Eukaryota, Metazoa, Chordata, Actinopteri, Acipenseriformes, Acipenseridae. The transcript is spliced from 5 exons. The record is from RefSeq and is a predicted model, not a curated record. Gene Ontology annotation, biological process: cellular response to lipopolysaccharide; immune response; positive regulation of T cell proliferation. The coding region runs from base 29 to 925 and encodes 298 amino acids. Gene Ontology annotation, cellular component: external side of plasma membrane.